Molecule: messenger RNA, 1603 nt
Organism: Malania oleifera
Lineage: Eukaryota; Viridiplantae; Streptophyta; Magnoliopsida; Santalales; Ximeniaceae
Product: large ribosomal RNA subunit accumulation protein YCED homolog 1, chloroplastic
Exons: 3
Coding region: 405-1394 (329 amino acids)
Source: RefSeq, a predicted model, not a curated record
GAAAAUUAAAGUGUUACACUUCGCAUGAGAUAAAUCAGAUUGUCUAAUGGAGAAACCAUCAACACUCUCAAGCAGAGUCCAGCCACCCCUACUUCUCUUCAUUCCUUCCUCUCUUUUCCAUCAAAUUGCUUUCAAAUUAAGGGCGCUGACCGCUGAGCUCUCAAUUCCACGCGUAAGUGAUUCAUCCUCAAAAGGAUUCACUCGUGAAGACGACAUUUCGCUCGUAUUUCUCUCUGGGCUGGCUGUUACUUUACUUUUUUGUUGUUUUAUCCUAAAUUACUUGACUUUAAUAACUCCCACUGCUUCACUCCAAAUCCUGAAUAUCAGACCCCUACUCUUUCGAGAAGACCUUUAUUGCUUCUCUGUCUUAAAAAUUCAUCUCCUGCCAAAUAGAAGAUAUUAGGAUGUCACUUUUAUUCAUCCCACCCUCAAGGGUCCUCUCUCCUCAUAUCAACCGACUUGGGGUGUGUAAUUCAAAAUUUCAAAGAAAUUCUCCUUCAAACCUAAACUUUGAUUUUGUUCUGCGCAAAAUCCCAUGGGAAAUCUCUUCUACUUCAAUGUGUAUCCCCACUUUUUUCAAAACCAAAACACCACCCAGCUUGAAGCUUAUAUCCAAAAAUCAAACAAGCACCGAUUAUCAGCUGACUGAUGAAGAAAACGCGGCGGAUUUCAAUUUGGGGGACCAAAGCCAAGAAGACAUUGAUGACUUGGGGUCUCCAUGGGAAGGGGCCAUUGUGUACAAGAGGAACCCUUCAAUCACCCAUGUAGAGUACUGCACAACUUUAGAGAGGUUUGGUUUAGGAAGGCUUUCAACCGCAGUUUCAAAGUCUAGGGCUUCGAUUAUGGGGUUACGGGUCACAAAAGCUGUGAAGGAUUAUCCGAAUGGAACACCUGUUCUGGUAUCUGUUGAUGUGACAAGGAAAAAGCAGAAAUUGAGGCUUGAUGGGAUCAUAAGAACUGUUCUCACUCUGGAUUGCAAUAGGUGUUGUGAACCAGCUGCUGAAUGCGUGUUUUCUAGCUUCUCACUUCUACUAACUGAAGAACCUGUGGAAGAACCAGAGUUUAUUAAUAUGGGAGUAUUUGGCGAAGGAAGAAACAAGACUUAUACUAGGAGGGUUGAGGAGGAAGACAAGGAUGAUGACGCCUCAAUUGAUUUUGACGAUCGCCUAUAUUUUCCUCCUGAGGAGAAAGAGAUUGACAUCUCAAAGAACAUCAGAGACACGAUUCAUGUGGAGAUCACCAUGAAUGCCCUGUGCGAUCCAUCGUGCAAAGGUAUAUGUCCUGAUUGCGGUGUAAAUCUGAACAACAAAAGAUGCUGUUGUGUCAAAGACGCGGUUAAGGAGAAAGGUUAUGGCCCUUUUGGAAAUUUAAGGAAGCAAGUGCGGAAAAAUUAAAAAUGCAAGCUAACAGACAAGGAGCCUAGUAUUUACUUCUCGUAACAGGGUGCUAUUGUAGCAAUAUUUAUGCAGCAAGAUAUUGCUCUUACGCCUCUUUGGUAUUUUAUUUACCACAAGAGUUUUUAUGUCCUUGAGACAUUUUGUGUAGUUCCUCCUUUCUUUUUGAUUAAAAGCUCUUAAGUGAGAUUAAGUGUUGAGAUUUAAAA